Messenger RNA from Brenthis ino (lesser marbled fritillary), 1539 nucleotides. Lineage: Eukaryota; Metazoa; Arthropoda; Insecta; Lepidoptera; Nymphalidae. The record is from the annotation of a GenBank genome assembly.
AUGGAAUCCAGUGUACAAAGUGAAAGUGAAUUAACUGAUAUGAAAGUGAAUAAUGAUACUAAUAGAAAUGGAAAAAUGGGAAAUGAAGUUAUUCCGAAAUCGUUUUCACAGAAGAUCAAAAGUUUUCUAAAUUUCUUCACUGUUGAACCAUUUUUAUUUUGUUAUAUUUUACCCAAUAUUAUUUCGUCUGUAGCUGUUCAGAAGUUAAAUAUGGAAAAAGCAUGUCGUGCUGAUCUUAACUACUCUGAAAUUAUUUGUGCCCAAGCAGUAUCUGGAGAUUUCGAUGACAAUAUCACAAAAGAAGCAUUAGGAGCAGCUCAAAAAUUAGUAGCAGAUAUGACAGCUUGGAGACAACCAUUACAGAGUGGAAUACCUGCUAUAGCAAUGCUAUUUGUUGGAGCAUGGAGUGACAAAACCGGGAAUAGAAAAUAUUUAAUGCUUAUUCCAAUUUUGGGCGAAUUGAUUUCUGCUGUUGGAUUAAUUUUUGCGACAUAUUUUUUCUUAGAAUGGCCUUUGUGGGUAACAGCAUUAAUAGAAGCUUUACCUUCAGCGUUCAGCGGUGGUAUUUCAAUUGCUCUUAUGGGCUCCUACAGUUACAUUUCUGAUGUCACCACAGUGGAAUCUCGAACGUUUAGGAUGGGUUGUGUAGCUGUUAUUGUUACGUUGGGAAUACCACUAGGAGCAUCUAUAAGUGGAGUUCUUUUAGAACUCGUCGGCUUUUAUGGUAUAUUUGGCAUUGGAGCAAUUCUAUUUACAUUUGGAUUUAUUCAUACUUAUUUUAGAAUACACGAUGUAAAAGUUGUUUACACAGAAGGCACUUGUCGACAAAAAAUUAAACAGUUUUUCGAUCCAAAAAACGCCUGGGAUACGCUUUCUCUUCUAUUUUUAUCUCCUAAAAAGCAGCUCACUCAGAUAUGGCUUAUUGUUUGGGCACAUAUUGUGGUCAUGGGUCCAGUAUUUGGUGAAGCUUCUGUUUUAUUUCUAUACACAUUAAGCAAAUUUGGUAUGGGUGUGGUAGAUUUCAGUCUAUUUUCAACGUAUUCAGUGCUCAUGGGGUUAGCUGGAACGGCUAUUGCUGUCUCAGUAUUAAGCAAAAUCCUUAAAAUGCAUGAUGCUCUUCUUGGGGUAAUAGCGACUUCGUGCAGAGUCGUAUCAAGCUUCGUGUACGGACUCGCACCUACAAAGACGUGGUUCUUCACAGGCCCUGUUUUUGAUUUUUUUGGAAAUUCCGGUUCAACAGUAGUCAGAUCUUUAGGCACCAAAGUCGUCGCUCCUAAUGAAGUUGGGAAAAUGUGUUCUCUCAUCGGUUUGGUGGAAGCAAUAGUUCCAGUUAUUUACACACCUAUGUACAGCAAAAUGUAUUCCGCCACCUAUGGAAGUUUACCUGGAGCCUUUUAUAUACUCGGUGGAGCAAUGACUGUGCCAGCGAUAUUUAUAUUUUUAUAUAUUUACUACUUACAUCGCAAACAGCAAAAAGAUGUCGUGAAAAAUCCUCAGUCGAAGGAAGAAUAUGCUCACGAAAAUGCGCUAACUGUGCUA